Phlebotomus argentipes is the source of this 1498-nucleotide messenger RNA. Its product is annotated as lipase 3-like. Gene Ontology annotation, molecular function: hydrolase activity, acting on ester bonds. NCBI's taxonomy places the organism in Eukaryota, Metazoa, Arthropoda, Insecta, Diptera, Psychodidae. The transcript is spliced from 2 exons. Bases 18 to 1274 code for a protein of 418 amino acids. The record is from RefSeq and is a predicted model, not a curated record. Gene Ontology annotation, biological process: lipid metabolic process.
UUCGCCAGUGCUCAAUAAUGUUACGUAUAGUGGUGCUCACAAGUGCUCUUCUCUGUGUUUUCCUCGCAUCAGCAGGAGCACAGAAUGUUCCCCCACUGCCUCCAACUCCUGUAAAGUGGCUUUAUUCUAAAUUUUGUGAAUGUAGUUAUUAUAGAAAUUUGCUUUAUACUUUAACCCUUCAGACUGAAAUUAUUCGUCACCAUGGAUAUGUGGCUGAGGAGUAUUCUGUCACAACACCUGAUGGCUAUGUUUUGAAGCUCAACCGAAUUCCUCCUUGCGGUAACGACACUGCUUCUCAUCAGAUUGUUUUCCUGCAGCAUGGAAUAUUGGGAUCUUCUGCCGAUUUUCUGCUUCAGGGGCCCCAAAAGUCCCUCCCAUUUCAACUGGCAGAGUCUGGAUACGACGUGUGGAUGGGAAAUUUCCGCGGAAAUGUGUAUUCUCGGAAACAUAACACUUUGAGUACUAGAGAGCGCAAAUUCUGGGAUUUUGAGUGGCAUGAAAUGGGUGUUAUGGAUUUACCAACAAUGGUAGAUUACGUGUUAUCGGUGACAGGGGAGAGAAAAUUGCACUUUGUGGGUCACUCUACAGGUGCAACAGCUGUUUUUGUCCUUCUCUCUAUGAGACCGGAGUACAAUAAAUAUUUUAGGACUGUGCAAGCUUUAGCUCCAGUCACUUUCAUGAAGAACGUCAGAUCCCCUUUCUUUAAGACACUCUCCAGGAUGACUCUCACGACUGAGGUUGUCUCUGAUUAUCUGGGUCACAGCCAAUUUGUGCCAUCACAAAGGAUGCUGGAUUUGGGUGGAAGGAUGCUGUGCAAGGACCACGCAACCACACAAUCUCUGUGUCUUAACACUCUUUUCCUGGUAGCUGGAUUUGAUUCAGAUCAAUUAAACAAGACUCUUCUUCCCGAAAUUUUCUCCCGCCAUCCCGCCGGAGCUUCAGUGUAUGAAUUCGUCCACUAUGCACAAGAGGUGAAGAAUGGCAAUUUUGCACAAUAUGACCAUGGCACUGUCGGAAACCUGAAAAGAUACGGAUCGACUAAUCCACCAUCCUAUGAAUUGAACAAAGUGGCUGCCCCUGUAACGCUGCAUUAUGCUCAGAAUGAUUGGCUGGCAUCUGUAGAUGAUGUGGAGCGUUUAGCUCAAAAGCUGCCUAAUUGCACUGGCAAAUAUUUGGUGUCAUCAUCCAAGUUCAGUCACUAUGACUUUGUGUGGGGAGCAGAUGUGAAGCAACAAGUCUAUGAUAAGGUUCUGAAAGUGCUGAAUAAAGCAUAACAACCUCUAUAGAUGUUUCAAAAUUCAAUAAUAAAUGAAUGAAUGCUCUUAGUGAUUCAAAUAACAUUACACUGAAAUAAAAGCACACGCUUUGUAUAGAAUUGUGCUGUGUAAUUAAUUCCAAGCAAGUUGAUAUGACUUCUACACUGUAAUAAAAAAUGUUAUUCUGAAAAUAAAUUUGACGCAAAAUGAUUUUUACGGGCUGAAAUGUUUCAGUGUGUCUG